This is a messenger RNA of Rhizophagus irregularis DAOM 181602=DAOM 197198, 3294 nucleotides long. RefSeq lists its product as uncharacterized. Gene Ontology annotation, molecular function: guanyl-nucleotide exchange factor activity; GTP binding; GTPase activity. Gene Ontology annotation, biological process: positive regulation of GTPase activity; Ras protein signal transduction. The record is from RefSeq and is a predicted model, not a curated record. Lineage: Eukaryota; Fungi; Glomeromycota; Glomeromycetes; Glomerales; Glomeraceae. Gene Ontology annotation, cellular component: plasma membrane.
AUAAAAGAAGCUUUAAAAAGAAGUUUUUUUUUUUUAAAAAAAAAACCAAAAAAAAAGGGUUACGUGUUAACAUUAUAUUGGUGAUCAAAUCCAAACCCACACGGCCACGAAAAAAAAAAGAAUUUUAUCAACUGAUUUUAAACAAGAUUUAUCAACAAAAUGUGGCAUUUAAUUCGAAAUCAAACAUCAUUUUCAACAACAAAUAUCGUACCAAAAAACGUUGAAUCCAAUGAUAAGACAGAGAGCAGUAAACCUUUAAAGAAAGCCGUUUCCAUGGAUUCUUUGAAAUCAACACCUAUAAACGUAAAAAAGAGAAAUGGUAGCAUGGAUGGAAAUGUAUUUAGUUAUGGUAAUUGGUUUAUAAAUGAUAAGAAAUUAUCCCUAAGUGAUCAGUCAACAACAAGUUCACAGGAUGAUAAUUACGUGAUUGCUUUGAUCGGUAAGCCAACUGUUGGUAAAUCAACAAUUGUGCGAACGGGUAUGAAUAAUUUGACACCAAUAAAAAAUAUUGGCGUAGAUCAUAAUAUAAUAAAAGCGCCAACGUUUAUAUCAGAAAUUGAGGUCGAUGAUCAGGCGUAUCCAGUUGAAGUGCUGGAAAUUCAAGAGAAUGUUUUUGACAUGAAAUCUCCAUUGCAAUGGCCAAAAGAGCUCCCUGAAAUCGAUGGAAUUCUAGUUUGUUAUGACGUCACUUCACGUGAAUCAAUAGCAAAUAUAGCAUGGCUUCUAAGUGCUUUCAAAGAAUUUCAAAUUCCAACAAUACUGGCUGCUUGUAAAGUAGAUUGUGAAUUAUCAAAACGUAAAGUUGAUGCAUCAUUUGGUCCGAAACUUGGUGAUUUAUUUCGUAUUGGGUUUGUUGAAUUGGACACACGUUCUGAUGCUGGAAUUGAGAAAAUACAUGAUGUAUUUUCAAUGUUAUUAAGAUUAGCAAUACGGCAUAGAGAUUUCUCUCGAAAAAAUAAAGUAAAUAGGACAGCUGAAUCAUCGUCGGAUUCUAUAUUUUUACAAAAUGUUAGUAGUGAUGCUGAAUCGGAUAAAGUAUCUUUAAGUCACAGAAGAACAUCAAGUGAUUUAAGUUAUGAACCAAGAGGUCGAAGAAGGUUCUCAAAUUUACCAGCUGUACGAUUUAUGAGCAGUCGAUAUAGUUCCCAUUUUGGUACUCCAAAAAUCGAUUCACGAAAAUUAUCACGAUAUCCAUUAAAUAUGUUAAGCAGUGAUGAAGAAGCAACAACACCACCUCAAACACCACCAACACCUUCAAUCUUAUCUCAAAUGUCGCUUCCUUCGGCUCCAUCAUCUCCUAAACUCUAUAAUACCGAAAAGAGACGUUCAAUUUUACCUUCAACGAAUUUAUUACAGGUGAAAGAAACUGAAGAAGAAAGUUUCUCUACAAGAUCCGCAAAUAGUAGAAUUUCAACUGCAAGUUAUGAUUCUGUUCUAAGUUCAAUGAGUGGAAGAAGUGAUAAUUCUUUAGAUGCUCUAGAUUCUAUUGAAAGGGGUCAAGUUAAAUGUACUGGAAAUCGUACGGAUGGUAUGACAAUCGAUGAAUUGAUUCAUCGAUUAACCAUUGGAGGUCAAUAUGGUACACAUGAUGAUCCAUUUACGAUAACAUUCUUUGUCGUUUAUCGAGCUUUCAUGAGACCUAGAGAAGUUUUGGUCAAAUUAGUACAAAGAUUUCAUGAAUGUGAAAAGGAUGUAAAGGAUUUUAAAGAUAAUCGAAACACAACACAUGAGAAGAUAUGUAACUUGUUGUAUAAUUGGUUAACUCAACAUCCUAACGAUAUGAUUCACCCUCAUACUCGACACAUGUUACGAAAUUUCUUUGACGUAAUAUCAAGCAGAUCACAUCUUACGUACUACGCUAUUACUCUAAAGUCAUUAGUUUAUGGCACAGUUCCUGAAGAAGACCCUGAUUCCUUUUGGGGAUUAACCGAUGUUGAUGAUGAUGAGAUUACUAAAGAACAACAUAUAGAAAAACCGAAAAUGGCUACUAUUGGUACAAAAAAAGAUAGUGGUAUUGGUAGCUGGAUCUUAUGUGAUGACAAAAAUGAUGCUUUAUCUCUUUCACGACUUGCUCGACCAAGUCUUACAAAUCAUCGUAAAGCUUCCAUAAUAAUUGUAAAUAAUGAGUCAACUGGAAGACCUAUAUGUCAAGUACCAUUCGAAGAAUUACCCGAAAAGUCGAUUGCGAAUGAAUUAACGUAUCAGGAAUUUCACCUUUUCAAAAAAAUUGUGCCAAGGGACAUGUUAAGGCACAUUUGGUCUCCACAAGGAAGUCCUCAACGUGAAAAUGGGAGGGUUGCUCAAUCUAUUAAACAUUUUAAUCUUAUUUCUAACUGGGUUUCUACGAUGAUUUUAUCCCAGGACAAAUUGAAAAAUCGCGCAGCUAUGUUGAAAAAGUUCAUGAAAGUAGCAGUAAUUGUCAGGGAAUUAAAUAAUUACAAUACUUUAAUGGCAAUUAUUGCUGCAAUAAAUUCUGCCCCAAUUGCGAGACUUCGUCGCACACGUGAACUUAUAAAGGGAAAAUCGACAUACAAAAAAUUUCAUAAUUUGGAAGUUUUGAUGUCAACGGACAAGUCUUUUGGUAACUAUCGAUUGGCCUUGAAGGCUCCAUCACGUGGCUAUGAUGAACAAUUUGGGAUACCUUAUCUUGGUAUUCAUUUACAAGAUUUAUUGUCCAUUGGAGAAGGUAACAAAGACUUUCAGGAAAAUGGCAAAGUUCAUUGGAAUAAAUUCUCUCUUAUGGGAGAUAUAGUAAACAUGAUACGAAAUUUUCAAAAGAAAUCAUGUAAUGUUAAGAACAAUAAACUUAUUGAAAAAUUUAUUUCUGAAACGGUGGUAUUGAACGAUGAUGAAUUAUAUAAUAGGUCUUUGGAAUUAGAACCUCGAAUUCAAAGAUCUGCAAGUACAAGUAGAGUACGAAGAUAAGUCAAUAAAACCACUCAAAAUUCGGACAAUUAAUAGUAACACAACUAAAUGAAAGGACACUUUUAUUCUCUCAGACAUUGUUUGAUCUUUUAUUACAUCAAGUUCCCUUUUUUUUGAAAUGAGGGACACAAAAACUUUGUAUAUAUUUUAUUUCCAGAAAAUUUUUUUUAAUUAUCGUGUAUAGUUUUUUUCUUAUAUAUUGGGCUUUUUUUAUUAUAUAUUAUUGGGUUGGGUUUAUUUUAUCAACUAAAAAUUAAAAAAAACUUUUUUAUUGUAUUAAUGGGUAUUAUGGGCUUUCUUUUUAUAAAUAUAAUUUUUUUGGGUUUAGUGCGAUUAAAACGAUUUUUUUUUUUUUUUUGUAACAUAAUC